AUGCUAAAAGUACUUCAUCAUAUUUUUGCUGCAUUAGAAGUUACCGCUUCAUCAACAGAAAAUAUUAUUAAAUUAAGUUGUAAUGUAAUAGAAUUUGAUGAAUUAAUUUACAAGAUUAAUGCUGGUAAAGAUAUUAAUGGUAGUAGAAGAGACGGUCUUCUUUAUAAUUUCAUAAAGAAAUAUUGCUCUGGAUUACCAAAUAAACUUCAAUGA
Molecule: messenger RNA, 213 nt
Organism: Entamoeba nuttalli P19
Lineage: Eukaryota; Evosea; Mastigamoebida; Endamoebidae
Product: RhoGAP domain containing protein
Exons: 1
Coding region: 1-213 (70 amino acids)
Source: RefSeq, a predicted model, not a curated record